AGAAGACCUCGUUCGGGUCACUUCCCUGGAAAUGUGUGUGGACACUCAGGAGAGCACUCUGGGCAACUUUGGUGCCUACUUGCCCAAGCUGGUGCAGCUGAAAAUGAACAACAGUAUGAUAAUGUCAGUGAGGGACCUGGGAACCACGCUGUCCCAUCUGCAGGUGCUGUGGAUGUCUCGCUGCAACCUAGCAGACCUGGAUGGGAUUCCCUCCUUCUCCUCUCUCAAGGAGCUGUAUGUGGCCUACAACAGUGUGUCGGACCUGAGUCAGGUGAGCAUGCUGGAGAAUCUACAGCUGUUGGACCUGGAAGGGAAUGAUGUGAAUGACCUGGUGCAGGUGCAGUACCUGGGCCUCUGCUCCCAGCUCCGCACACUUACCCUGGAGGGAAACCCCGUCUGUAUGUGCCCCCACCCCAAAGGCACACACAGGCACCAGCAGCAGCAGCAGCAUAGUGCUCUUACUGGUCUCUAUCUCUCCUCUUUCUUCUCUGAGCUGUCUCUCAGUGCUUAUAAAUGA
This is a messenger RNA of Salmo salar (Atlantic salmon), 517 nucleotides long. Lineage: Eukaryota; Metazoa; Chordata; Actinopteri; Salmoniformes; Salmonidae. The record is from RefSeq and is a predicted model, not a curated record.